Messenger RNA from Lodderomyces elongisporus, 2112 nucleotides. It is a transcript of the gene GSY1, whose product is annotated as glycogen (starch) synthase. Bases 1 to 2112 code for a protein of 703 amino acids. Gene Ontology annotation, biological process: glycogen biosynthetic process. The record is from RefSeq and is a predicted model, not a curated record. Gene Ontology annotation, cellular component: cytoplasm. The transcript has a single exon. Gene Ontology annotation, molecular function: alpha-1,4-glucan glucosyltransferase (UDP-glucose donor) activity. NCBI's taxonomy places the organism in Eukaryota, Fungi, Ascomycota, Pichiomycetes, Serinales, Debaryomycetaceae.
AUGACUAGAGACAUUACUAACCACUUGCUCUUUGAAGUGGCUACGGAGGUUGCCCACAAAGUUGGUGGUAUCUACUCGGUGCUAAAAUCAAAAGCACCAAUCACCGUGGCAGAAUACAGAGAACGCUACACUCUACUUGGGCCCUUAAACUACCACUCCGCACAGAUUGAAGUUGAGGAGUUGCCUGUUAAGGACCCAUUGAUCAAGCAGACAUUGGACUCCAUGUCCAGCAAGGGUAUUCGAUGGCUCUACGGUAGAUGGUUGAUUGAAGGAGCUCCACGGGUUCUUUUGUUUGACAUUUGGUCUGCCGGUGGGUUCUUGAAUGAAUGGAAAGCAGACCUUUGGAACGUUGCCGGUAUUCCAACCCCAGACCACGACUCUGAAACCAAUGAAGCCAUCUUGCUAGGAUACAUUGUCGCUUGGUUCUUGGGAGAGUUGGUCUACAAUGAUAGAGACAGAGCAGUAAUUGCCCAUUUCCACGAAUGGUUGGCCGGUGUCGCUUUGCCAUUGUGCCGCAAAAGAAGAAUCGACGUGACAACCAUCUUCACCACCCACGCCACCUUGUUGGGAAGAUAUCUUUGCGCAGGCUCAACAGACUUUUAUAACAACUUGGCAAACUUUGAUGUAGAUGCUGAAGCUGGAAAAAGAGGUAUCUACCACCGUUAUUGCAUUGAGAGGUCAGCUACCCACUCUGCUGACGUGUUUACCACUGUGUCGCACAUUACCGCUUUCGAAAGUGAACAUUUGUUGAAGAGAAAACCAGACGGCGUGUUGCCAAAUGGAUUGAAUGUGGUGAAAUUCCAAGCAGUACACGAGUUUCAAAACUUGCACGCGGUUAAAAAGGCCAAGAUCAAUGAGUUUAUCAAGGGUCAUUUCUAUGGAAACUACGAUUUUGAUUUGGAAAACACAUUGUACUUUUUCAUUGCUGGUAGAUAUGAAUUUAGAAACAAAGGCUGUGACUUUUUCAUUGAAUCCUUGGCAAGGUUGAACCACAGAUUGAAAGAAAGCGGUUCCAAAAUGACGGUUGUCGCAUUCAUUAUUAUGCCGGGAAAGACUCAAUCAUAUACAGUUGAGACUUUGAAAGGUCAAGCUGUUAUUAAGCAAUUGGAAUCUACCAUUGAAGAAGUGCAAAAGAAAGUUGGUGAUCGUCUUUUUGAACACUGUGCUAGAUACCCAAACAUUGAACACGUUUCUGGUGACAAGUCAAACGAAGUACCGUCCAUUGACGAAUUAAUCAAGCCAGCUGAUCGUGUUUUGUUGAAGAGAAGAAUCUAUGCCUUGAAGAGAGACGGCUUGCCACCAAUUGUGACACACAAUAUGAUUGACGAUAGCACCGACCCCAUUUUGAACCAGAUUAGACGUGUUCAAUUGUUCAAUCGUCCUGAGGAUAGAGUCAAGAUUAUUUUCCACCCAGAGUUUCUCAAUGCAAACAAUCCAAUCUUGUCAUUGGACUAUGACGAAUUUGUUCGUGGUUGUCAUUUGGGUGUGUUUCCGUCAUACUAUGAGCCAUGGGGUUACACUCCAGCCGAGUGUACCGUUAUGGGUAUUCCAUCCAUUACAACAAACUUGUCGGGAUUCGGUUGUUAUAUGGAAGACUUGAUUGAAAACACUAGUGACUAUGGUAUCUACAUUGUUGAUCGUAGAAUGAAGUCUGUAGACGAGUCCAUUGACCAAUUGACUGAUUACAUGUUUGAUUUCUGUGAAAAGACAAGAAGACAAAGAAUCAACCAAAGAAACAGAACCGAGAGAUUGAGUGACUUGUUGGACUGGAAGAGAAUGGGCUUGGAGUACAUCAAGGCAAGACAAUUGAGUUUGAAGAGAGCAUACCCUGACAAGUUCAAGAAUGGGGCUAACCCAUUCAAUAACUCAUCGAAUUUGAAGUUGACAAGACCGUUAUCUGUUCCAGGUUCACCAAGAUCUAAAAUUGGAUUGAUGACUCCUGGAGAUUUGGGUAGUUUACAAGAAGCACAGGAAGGUUUGAACACGGAUGACUAUGUUGGAUUCAAAUUGGGAUUGGGUGCCGGUGAUGAUGACAAUAACGAUGAGGAAGAACGCCAUUAUCCAUUGACCUUGAGAGGCAAUUCCAUGCCGCCAGAGGAUGACUCUGUAUAA